This is a messenger RNA of Telopea speciosissima, 950 nucleotides long. Its product is annotated as putative expansin-B2. Gene Ontology annotation, biological process: sexual reproduction. Gene Ontology annotation, cellular component: extracellular region. The transcript is spliced from 4 exons. Bases 59 to 886 code for a protein of 275 amino acids. Lineage: Eukaryota; Viridiplantae; Streptophyta; Magnoliopsida; Proteales; Proteaceae. The record is from RefSeq and is a predicted model, not a curated record.
AGGCAAGUGAGCUAAUAAUACUAUAGCUUUGAUACCUAGCUGAUCUCCAUUAGUGGCCAUGGCUUCUACACUUCUUCAAGCUUCCUCUUUCUGCUUCAUCUUUGCUCUCUUUACUAUAUUCUCUCUCCUAGAUUACUGUUCUUGCUUUAAUCCAAAAGUACUCUCAAGUUAUAAUACAUCUAAGACUGAGUCUGAUUGGUCACCUGCUGGAGCAACUUGGUAUGGAAGUCCAACUGGUCCUGGAAGUGAUGGUGGUGCUUGUGGGUAUGGAACCUCUGUAGAGCAAUCUCCUUUUUCUUCCUUGGUAUCAGCUGGAGGCUCUUCUCUAUAUAAAUCAGGCAAAGGUUGUGGGACUUGCUACCAGGUUAAAUGCACAGAGAAUGGUGCAUGUUCAGGGAAUCCGGUGACCGUCGUGGUUACCGAUGAGUGCCCGGGUUGUGUAUCAGAGUCAGUUCACUUUGAUAUGAGUGGGACUUCAUUUGGAGCCAUGGCGAAGUCUGGCCAAGCUAGUCAACUACGCAAAGCUGGAAAAUUGCAGAUUCAAUAUCAAAGAGUGGAGUGCAACUAUGGAGGAGUAAAGCUUGCCUUCCAUGUUGAUUCUGGGUCCAACUCCGAGUACUUUGCGGCGGUGAUAGAAUUCGAGGACGGCGAUGGUGAUCUCAGUGGUGUAGAUCUCAGGCAAGCUCUGGACUCAGAUACAUGGCUCUGCAUGCAGGAGUCGUGGGGUGCAGUGUGGAAGCUUAACUAUGGCUCUGAAUUGCAAGCUCCUUUCUCUCUCAGGUUGACUUCGCUUGAAUCCGGCAAGACACUUGUGGUAAACAACGCCAUUCCGGCAGGGUGGAAGGCUGGUACUACUUAUCGAUCGGUUGUCAAUUAUGAAGACUAACUGAUGAUCAGUUUUAUCUAAAGGUCUUUAUUAGUCUAUGUUUUCUAAGUCUAUUAUUGUUGAU